AAGACCUUUUUAGUUGAUGUGCUAUGUUCUCAACUAAGAAGCAAAGGAAACAUUGUUCUCAUAGUCGGGACAAGUGCAUUAGCUGCAGCCUUAUAUGAACAAGGACGCACAGCUCAUUCAUAUUCCUGUCAUAGAGGUAUGUACAAAUCCUAUUAA
Messenger RNA from Suillus clintonianus, 156 nucleotides. RefSeq lists its product as uncharacterized. Lineage: Eukaryota; Fungi; Basidiomycota; Agaricomycetes; Boletales; Suillaceae. The annotation marks the transcript as partial. The transcript has a single exon. Gene Ontology annotation, biological process: telomere maintenance; DNA repair. Gene Ontology annotation, molecular function: DNA helicase activity. The record is from RefSeq and is a predicted model, not a curated record.